Dreissena polymorpha is the source of this 4735-nucleotide messenger RNA. RefSeq lists its product as uncharacterized. Lineage: Eukaryota; Metazoa; Mollusca; Bivalvia; Myida; Dreissenidae. The record is from RefSeq and is a predicted model, not a curated record. The coding region runs from base 3 to 932 and encodes 309 amino acids. Gene Ontology annotation, biological process: protein phosphorylation. The transcript has 8 exons. Gene Ontology annotation, molecular function: protein kinase activity; ATP binding.
ACAUGCAUGACAGAGAAGUCCUUCAUCGGGACAUCAAACCCACGAACAUUCUUGUCUGCGGGUCAAAAGAUCCAAACCCAGUCUUCAAAAUGGCUGACUUUGGACUGGCUAGGCAAAUAAAUGUACCAGUUGAUGGUUUUACAAAGUACGUUGGCACACUGUCGUUUAUGAGCCCAGAAAUGGUGCGAGGGCAUUGCUACAACAAAUCUACAGAUAUAUGGAGCCUUGCAUGCUGUGCAUAUGAAGUCACCACAGGCGUGAAAGUAGAGGUAGAUAAGAGAGGGAAUCUAUUGCGUGAGAGAUCCUGGGAGAAUUGGACAUACUCUGAAUGUCUAAAAGACCUUCUUCAGUCCAUGUUUCAACUGGAUCCAGAGAAAAGACCCACUGUUGAUGGCAUCCUGGUAGCCAUUGAAACAAAACGCCAUCCUCAAGAAACGAAACUCCAUUCUCUGGAAACCAAACCCGACGCCCAAACUCACAGCAGAAUACCCCGUGUAAAAAAGGAACACCUGGCCGUGGAAAACUUGAACCUCAGUCAUUCAUGCCCUGCUGGAUUUUUAGAGGAGAGUGACGAUAACGAAAUGGAAGACACACCCAGGGAAAGCUAUUUCAUUAAACAAGUCCAAGUCAAGAUGUCAAAGAGUAAUGCUGAUUAUUUGAAGUGGGCGGAACACUGCUAUAUGAGCUUGGUAGAUAAACUUCAUUCUGAUAUAUACAUGGACCAGAUCGAGGCAGCUAUUAAUGAGACAAUGGAUCAUUGCUCAGAGGAGGUUUUCCUGGAAAAGAUGAAACUGCUAUUGCCGCCCAAAAAGUUCAAACGGUGCGAAGUGUACCUGAAGAAUUACCUCAACUAUAUGUCAGCUCUCUACAAGACGCCUCUGAUGCCCUCGUUUCAGUGGCGUCUACUUGAAAAAACAUUAAGGCCUAUUUGAUGAUGACAAUGCGCCAUCGAUGGCCAUACAUCCUAACUUAAAAUGAUUAUGCUCACUUAGAUGUGUUUAACAUAUACUUUAAGUGAUGUUUAUGUAUAUAUGUCCUUGAUAAAAUUAGUGUAUAAUUGAAACAAAAAAUUAGCAUAUACUCCAUGAUGUUAAUUUAACGUUUUAUAUAUGUUACAGCAUAGUUGAAGAAAUUAUGGUGUUAACUUUAGACAUUUUAGCAUACCGGUAUAUAUUUGAUUUCAUUAGUGUAUACUGACCAAAACAUAAAUUUAAACAUGAAGAAACUUAUGUAUAUACUUAAAAAAAGUAAGUGUACUUUUGAACUAGAGAGUGAACAAGAUUUUACUAUAGCCAUAUAUAGCCAUAUAAGGAAAAAUGCCCCGCCCCUUGGCAGUCAUGUUUUUCAAGCAAACGUUACCAUUUUCGAACUCAUCCAAGAUAUCAUUGAGACCAAUCUUCUGACCAAAUUUCAUAAAGAUUGGACAAUAAAUGUGGCCUCUAGAGAGUGAACAAGGCAAAUGUUGACGUCGCACAACGCACAGCGGACAAAAGGCGAUCAUAAAAACUUUAAUGUAUAACAGAUGAAACAUUGGUGUUUAUUGAAAAAAUAUUCUACUUGAAGAAAUGUUUGUGUAGGCCUUAAUCAAAAUGAGCGUAUUCUUGAAGGAAGUCUUGUGCAGAAAAAUUAGCAUUGAUUGAAAAAAAAUAUUUUUAUUGAAAAGCGUUGUGAAAACUUAAAAAGGGUUUCAUUUGCUUGAAAACAAAUGUCUGUGAAUACUGGUGAAAACUUAGCAAUUAAAUUUCAUUUACUUACUGUACAACUAGAUAUAUAAUUGUUGACAGUCUUAUAGAUGUAUAACUUAUUAAGACAAAUGUGCCUGGGUCUCUGGUUAAGCUUUAUAUGAAAUAUCGCUGGCUUCAAUAACUUAAUUACUCAGGAAUUGUUGAGCAUUUUCUGUUUGUCUUUGUUUAUCAUCCAUAUCAAAAGAUAAACUAACAAAUGAUUAUAAUCAAGUUCACAUUAUUUAUAAGCAUUUCUAUUGUUUUUAAUUUGAUUGUAUUGGGUGUUUGUCUAGAUAUUGUAUUCGGCCAGUAUUUUGAAUACUUGAAUUUUAAAUCUGAAUAAUUCCUGUCACCAAGCUUAUUGUAUGUAUACACUGACGAAAUAUUGCUUUUAGUUUGAUGUUCUCAGUUGUUCUCUAACAAAGGAGAGAACAUAAAUAAAUAAAACUAAAUUUAGUUACUUAAAAAAACAACAUUAGGUUUGUUUAACAAAUAUCACUGUGUCAAUUCAGUCCCUUUUUAGAGCAAAAUAACUUUUUGGAUGACAUCCAGAUGUACAGGUGGAAACCCUCUAAACCGGAUCCUCUCUAUACAGGAAUCCCCUCUAAACCGGACAAAUUGUACUGUCCUAUUUUUGUUCCUAUAAAACUAUCCAUAAAAUAUCUCCUGAAGACCGGAAUCCCCUCAAUUCGGAAUACCGGUCAUUCUUUGGAUCAAAAUUGGGUCGUUGCAUAUAUAAUUGUAUCUCUCUUAACCGGUCUGGACCGGUUUUUGCACCUCAGACAUAGUCAAAAAUUUGUGAAUAGCUGAUUAAAAACGUGUGAAAUUAAUAAAUAUGGUCGACAAUUUUGCAAACUGUAAUAAUCACAAAACAACUUAAAAAUACUCGGCCUGUGAUGUAAAUAUCGAUCAAUAGAAGUUUUAAUACAGAUUAUCAUUACUGAUAACAAACAAAGGGUUCUUUUGUGUGACACUGAAAUGUAUGUAAGUGUUCAAGAAAUGAUUAACACGGUGGAAAAGAGAAAAGACUAUCGUUUGUGGUAGAUGUUUGAAAAAACAGAUCGUUUUUGACAUGUUUUUCUGUCUGAAAAGUCACCUAACACAUGCAUAUAAUAUUGUUUGUUUUUCAGGGUGCACUGUUUGAUCUACCGGUAUGUUGUGACUGGUAGUGAUUUCGAAUCAACAGAUUAAUUGAUAUGUGGUGUUCUUAUGUGAUGCAAUAUGAAUGAAUGUCAGAUAAAUAAUGUAGCGAGGAUUUCCAAUAUGUUUUUUUCCACAAUAGGCUAUGUAAUUGACCUUCUUGAAAGUAAAAUUUUCCCUCUAAACCAGAAUCCUCUCUAAACCGAAAUUUCCUCUCUAGUUUCCGGUUUAGAGAAUUCAACUGUAAAUAAUAAUUGUCAACUUGUAAAUGAAAUGUUGAUGUUAAUUUUUUCCAAUUUAGCAUAAUAUGUCUUAAAAUAUGAUACUUUUUGAGAUUGCAUAUUGUACCGGGUAUUUAUCAAUGAACUUGAUUUUUCAACAAUGAUUUCUUGCCCUUUAUAUUUUGAAUGAAAUUUAAAACUACAUGUAUCUAUUUAUAUUUUUAUUUAUUAGUUACAGUCGGUAAAUUUUCAAAAUGUGAUACAUUGCUGUGCUUUAUUUUAGCUACAUUUUAUAUUUAGAUCACAUUGUACUUCUUUUCGAAUUAUCUUGUUUAUUUGCUGGUAUAUUUGCUUAUCUUUUAGCUCAUCUAUUUUUUGAAAAAAAAUUAUGAGCUAUUGUCAUCACCUUGGCGUCGGCGUUGGCGUCGGCGUCCGGUUAAGUUUUGCGUUUAGGUCCACUUUUCUCAGAAAGUAUCAAUGCUAUUGCAUUCAAACUUGGUACACUUACUUACUAUCAUUAGGGGACUGGGCAGACAAAGUUAGAUAACUCUGGCUUGUAUUUUGACAGAAUUACCGGUAUGUGCCCUUUUUAUACUUAGAAAAUUGAAAAUUUUGGUUAAGUUUUGCGUUUAGGUCCACUUUUCUCAGAAAGUAUCAAUGCUUUUGCAUUCAAACUUGGUACACUUACUUAUUAUCAUGAGGGGACUGGGCAGGCAAAGUUAGAUAACUCUGGCGUUCAUUUUGACAGAAUUAUGUGCCCUUUUUAUACUUAGAAAAUUGAAAAUUUUGGUUAAGUUUUGUGUUUAGGUCCAUUUUAUUCCUUAAGUAUCAAAGCUAUUGCUUUCAUACUUGCAACACUUACUAACUAUCAUAAGGGGACUGUGCAGGCAAAGUAAUGUAACUGUGACUGGCAUUUUGACAGAAUUAUGUGCCCUUUUUAUACUUUGAAAAUUUGGUUAAGUUUUGUGUUUAGGUCCACUUUAUUCCUACAGUAUCAAAGCUAUUGCUUUCAUACUUGCAACACUUAUUAACUAUCAUAAGGGGACUGUGCAGGAAAAGUAAUGUAACCCUGACUGGCAUUUGGACGGAAUUAUGGGCCCUUUAUACUUAGAAAAUUGAAAAUUUUGUUAAGUUUUGUGUUUUGGUCCACUUUACCCCUAAAGUAUCAUAGAUAUUGCUUUCAUACUUGGAACACUCGCAAACUAUCAUAAGGGUACAGUAAAAGGACAAGUUGCAUAACUCUGGUUGUCAUUUUUACGGAAUUAUGGCCCUUUUUUGACUUAGUAACUUUGAAUAUAUGGUUAAAUUUUGUGUUUCGAUCCACUUUACUUCUUAAGUAUCAAGGCUAUUGCUGUCAAACUUCAAAUACUUUCAUGAUAUCAUGAGGUUACUGUACCUGGCAAGUUGAAUUUUACCUUGACCUUUGAAUGACCUUGACUCUCAAGGUCAAAUUAUUAAAUUUUGCUAAAAGUGCCAUAACUUCUUUAUUUAUGAUUAGAUUUGAUUUUUUUUUUUAAAUCAUCUCACAAAUGACCACCACACCCUCACACUAUAAUCCCCCCACCCCCAAUUUUUUUUUUGAAACGGUUAAAAAACACAAAUAUUUAUUUUUAUUAUUUUAUGUUUAAAAUACCGUCCAACCAUCGCACC